CCCCGGCAGGUCCUGCGCAUCCUGGAGCGAGGGGGGGGCUGCAAAGCGGCCCCCGACGACCUGAGCGCCGUCCGCAACAACACCUACCAGAUGCUGAACCUGCUGGCUGAGGACCGGCCCCGGGGGGACACCACCCCCGGCCCCAUCCUGGACUUCGUGGCCUCCGAGAACCUGCUGGAGAGGCUGCUGAGCUGGCACCUGCAGGGGGACUUCGGGGAGGAGCGCAAGGUGGAGCAGCUGAAGCUCUACGAGAUGCUCAUCAGCCAGGCCCGGCAGCCCCUGCUGCGGCACAAGCCGGUGCUGACGCCGCUGCUGCGGCUGCUGAGCCUCUGCGCCGAGCCCACCUCCCCCCCCCUGGAGAACAGCCUGGUCCUGCUCCUCAACCAGCUCUGCGUCUCGGUGGCCAAGGAACCCGCCGUCCUGGAGCUCUUCUUCCACAGCCCGGCCGACCAAGGCCCCGCCAACCUCAUCAUCUUCUCCCUCCUCAUCCCCUUCAUCCACCACGAGGGCGUGCUGGGCCAACAGGCCAGGGACGCCCUGCUCCUCAUCAUGGCCAUGUCGGCCAGCAACCACGCCGUGGCCAAGUCCAUCACCGACAACUCCUACUUCUGCCCGGUGCUGGCCACGGGGCUGAGCGCCCUGUACUCCUCCCUGCCCCGCAAGCUGGAGGCGCGGGGGGACGACUGGCACUGCCUGCGCCGCGAGGACUGGAUGGGGGUCUCCUCCCUCGUCCUCUUCAUGAACUCCCUCGAGUUCUGCAACGCCGUCAUCCAGGAGGCCCACCCCCUGGUGCAGAAGCAGCUGGGGGACUACGUGCACAACGGGUUCCUGGUGCCCGUCAUGGGGCCGGCGCUGCACAAGAGCUCGGUGGAGGAGAUGAUCGCCAGCACGGCCUACCUGGAGCUCUUCCUGCGCAGCGUCAGCGAGACGGCGCUCCUCAAAACCUUCCUGCGCUUCCUGCUGCUCCACCGCCACGACAGCACCACCAUCCUGGACACCCUGGUGGGCCGCAUCAACAGCAACUCACGGCUCUGCAUGGUGUCCCUCAGCCUCUUCCGGACCCUGCUCAGCCUCAACUGCGAGGACGUGAUGCUCCAGCUGGUGCUCAG
Calidris pugnax (ruff) is the source of this 1109-nucleotide messenger RNA. Its product is annotated as FTS and Hook-interacting protein-like. Gene Ontology annotation, cellular component: FHF complex. The transcript is spliced from 6 exons. Gene Ontology annotation, biological process: lysosome organization; endosome to lysosome transport; endosome organization. NCBI's taxonomy places the organism in Eukaryota, Metazoa, Chordata, Aves, Charadriiformes, Scolopacidae. The annotation marks the transcript as partial. The record is from RefSeq and is a predicted model, not a curated record.